Molecule: messenger RNA, 4567 nt
Organism: Lingula anatina
Lineage: Eukaryota; Metazoa; Brachiopoda; Lingulata; Lingulida; Lingulidae
Product: elongator complex protein 1
Biological process (GO): tRNA wobble base 5-methoxycarbonylmethyl-2-thiouridinylation
Cellular component (GO): cytosol; elongator holoenzyme complex
Molecular function (GO): tRNA binding; protein binding
Source: RefSeq, a predicted model, not a curated record
UGUCUGCGCCCAUGAGGUAGCAGCAUUUGCUUCGGAACGUCCAGCUUUUCAAAAACAAACACAUUUUACCAACCUGAUAAACAACUACUGUCGAGCGUUUUAUCGUUUCUUGAAGAAACUUAAAUUAUCAAUGGAGCCAAGAUAAUGCUGAUCUGGCGCUGCCUAUGGAGGUUAGAUGGAAAUAUCUAUUUUACCAACUGAUACCUUUUUUUUUCAGCUGACCCAUAAGCCAUGAGGAACUUAAAACUUGCAAAGUCAACAGCAAUCCAUCUGCCAGAGCUCAGUAAUUCUCAGCACAUAAGUGUAGACUAUGACACGGGUAUAUUGUAUGCUGGAACGAGGCAUGGGGUGAUAGGAUUUGACCCAAGAACAAGACAGUUGACUGGCUCCACAUCUUUGGUUGAGGCUGGAUACCUACCAGCUGAUGGCAAGGGUAAAAUAGUGGGACUGCAACAUCUUCCUGAUCAAAUGUCUGUAUGUGUGGCUACUUAUGAAGGAGAUGUAAUCAUCUGGAACACAGUAUCUGUCGAGUUGGAGUGUGUUGGCAGUGUGGAGAGUGGACUGAGGUGGAUGAGUUGGAGUCCAGACCAGGAACUGGUGGUACUUUCCACUGGAAACAACACUUUGAUUAUGAUGACCAAGGACUUUGACCCACUGACAGAGGUACCAAUGAAUCCUGAAGGAUUUGGGGAAGACCAGUUUAUCACAGUUGGGUGGGGGAAAAAAGAGACUCAGUUCCAUGGAUCAGCUGGCAAGGCUGCUGCUGUUCUGAAAAAAGAAGCAUUAACACCAGCUCUUCCAUGGGAUGAUGGCAUGCCUUGCAUCAGCUGGAGGGGAGAUGGUCAGUUCUUUGUGGUUAGCUCCAUCAGUCCAGAUACAGGAGCUAGAAAAUUACGUGUGUGGAGCAGGGACUGUGUCUUACAGUCUACCAGUGAAAACUUGGAUGGAUUGGAACAUACCCUGUCGUGGAGACCAAGUGGCAAUCUGAUUGCCUCAGUCCAGAGAAAGCCAAACAAAUAUGAUGUUGUGCUCUUUGAGAAGAAUGGGCUAAAGCAUGGAGAAUUUACUAUGCCUUUUCAAAGAGAUGAAGUUCUGAUAACCGAGUUACAGUGGAACAAUGAUUCCACAGUUUUAGCGGUAGUUUGUGAAAAGCUCAACAAUGGUGCAGAAGAGGAAAGUUCUAGGUCUUAUGUUCAGUUAUGGACUGUCAACAACUACCAUUGGUAUUUGAAGCAGACACUGAUCUGGGAUAAGUCACAAUUUGACAAAGCUACUUCAAUAUUGUGGGACCCAGAACAUGCAUUAACGUUGCACAUUGUGUCCAGUGAAGGCAACUACAUGCAGUACACAUGGUCCUUUGCCACUGACUGUAGUCUUGGAGGCAGUGAAAAUGACCAGGCAAAUGUGGCUGUGAUAGAUGGAAGUCGGGUUCUUAUUACCCCAUUUAGGUCCAUGGUUGUGCCUCCUCCCAUGUGUGCAUAUCACAUACAGCUACCUGAGCCAGUCGAUCAAGUCGUCUUUGCCCAACACCCACAUUCUGAAAGAAUGGCAAUCCUGAUGGCAGAUGGAAGGAUUGCUAUAUAUAAUUUUUCAAAGGAAGAUCAGGAUUCAUUCAGAAAUAAGAGUGCCAUCACACAUGAUGCUUCAGUUAAAAUACAAGCUGGUGGUAAUGGUUUCCAAAUGCCGUGUGUGCCACCAAGACUAAGUGGAAUCUUCAGUGCCCAAGUUGAAGAGAGUAGUAACCAGUCUAAUCAUCCAUUGGGGAUCUCUCACCUGGUGUGGGUGAAUCCUACUUGUAUCCUCUUUGUCAUGCCAUCAAAUAGCGGGAACUCUUCCUUAUGUCAAGCUGAACUGAUUGAAAAUGCAGACAACAAAACAUAUACUGUACGUGAAACGUUUGAGCUAGAAGAAAAGGUUAUUUGUAUGUGCAACUGCCCCAGUGCACAUGUUGCCAUCCAAUUGGCCAGUGGCUCACUUUUAAAAUAUCAGCACGAUAGUGGACUCGUUUUGCCAUGGGAAUCUUUGGAUGGACAUGAGGUUCACUUUCCACAACCAUGUAUGCAAAUGGCUGUAUGUACCAUAGGAGAAGAGGAGGUUGUUAUAGGUCUAACAGAGAGAUACAGGUGCUAUGUAAAUGAAAUGGAGGUAGCCUCUAAUUGUACCUCAUUUGCCAUUCAUGAAUCAUUUUUAUUGCUGACUACACUGUCUCACACUCUGAGGUGUAUAAGUCGCAGUAUCAGAAUUAAAGACCUUCCAUCUCUCUCUGAUGGUAAGGCACAUCCAUUUGAUGAAAGUAUAAGAAGAAUAGAGCGUGGAUCUCGCAUUGUGACAGUUGUGCCCGAUGAUACAAAGUUAAUCCUACAGAUGCCCAGAGGGAAUUUGGAAACCAUUCACCCAAGAGCCUUACUGCUGUCUGCUAUUAGAAAAUAUCUGGAUAGGUUGGAGUUCAAAUUAGCCAUAGAACUGAUGAUGAAGCACAGAAUCAAUAUGAACUUGAUUUAUGACCAUAAUCCUGAAGUAUUUCUGGAAAAUGUCAAGAAAUUUAUUCAGCUUGUUGACUCUCCAACGCAUAUUAAUUUGUUCCUGGCAGACCUUCAAGAAGAAGAUGUUACUAUUACUAUGUACCCAGGGAUAUAUGGUAGGGUAAAACCAAUGGAAGAUGAUGACAGCAAACCAGUGAAAGUGGAUAGAGUGUGUGAUGCAGUGAGAACAGCAUUAGAGCAACUGAAUGCUGAUAAGUAUUUCUUGUGCAUUUUGACAACACAUGUGAAAAAGAGAGUGCCAGAACUGGACCUUGCCUUGCAGAAAAUCAAAGAUUUAAAAGGCAACAAUCCAGUGGGAAUGAAUGAGUCUCUGAGACACUUACUCUACCUUGUGGAUGUGAAUGAGCUGUACGAUGUUGCACUGGGCACAUAUGAUUUUCACCUGGUAUUGAUGGUGGCAGAAAAGUCACAAAAGGAUCCCAAGGAAUAUUUACCCUUCCUGAAUCAUCUGCAGUCCUUGGAAAGCAACUACCAGAAAUUUACAAUCGAUAAUCACCUGAAGAGGUAUUCUUCAGCUCUUGGACACAUUGCCAAGUGUGGUCCCAGUCAUUUCUCAGAGUGCCUUACACUGGUAAAAGAUCACAGCUUAUAUGCACAAGCUCUUCAGCUCUUUGAUAAAACCACCCAGGAGUACAUGGAAAUUGCCAGUGCAUAUGGGACACAUCUGUCUGACAAGAAGCAGUAUGAAGAUGCGGGGCUAAUGUAUAGCAAAGCAGGGGACCAUGAGAAAGCUUUGAAUGCAUUUGUAAAGGCUCUUAGCUGGAGAAUGGCUCUCAUUAUGGCUGCAAAGCUACAGUAUGAAGAAACUAAAAUGAAUGACUUAUCUAGAAUGCUUGUCACUGAAUUGAAGAAUGCUGGAAGGUUCACUGAAGCAGCUUGUAUCCUUGAGCAGUAUAUUAAAGACAUAGAAGAGGCUGUUGUAGUUCUGAUUGAGGGCUGCCAGUGGGAAGAAGCACUGAGACUGAUGCACAAAUGGAAAAGAACAGAUUUUAUUGAAAGCAACUUAAAAGCUGCAUUAUUGGAAAAGUGUGAGCAGCAGCUGAAUUUCAUAGAAGACACUCAAGAAGUUUUUCAGAAGCACAAAACUCGCUUGGUAAUUGUUAGGAAGGAAAAGGAAAGACAGAGGCUUGAAUUGCUAGAAGGCUGUGGCACAUAUAAUGAUGCAGAUGCAGAUUUAUUCUCUGAUGCUAGUAGUGCCACAGGGGAAAGUAUUCAGUCCUCCAAGUACACCACCAGUAGUCAGAGGUCGUCAGUAGCCUCCAGGACAUCAGGAAAGUCAUCUAAAAAUCGCAGAAAAACCGAAAGAAAAAAGUGGAGCCUAAAAGAAGGCAGUGCACACGAAGACUUGGCCUUAGUGGAAGCUUUGUCCAACUAUAUAACUUGCACAGAGCAGAUGAAAGAUGAAAUAAAAAGUCUUCUGCAUAUGCUUGUGAUGUUUGAUUAUGAAGACCAAGCCAGUAAACUACAGAAAAACUUUGACCAGUUGCUGCAGCUCAUUGAAAGGUCGAUACCUACAAUAUGGGAUGGCAGUAUGGAGGGCACGAAUCAAACCAGUCAGCUGAUAACUGGACCAGAUGCAACGGUGAAUAGCAUUCUACAGUCUAUGCAACAGGAAAGGCAACCAAGAGAUGAGCCACAGUUAGGUAGCCACUUGAGGAUUCCUCCUACAAUCAACAAAAAUAAAAAUUGGAAGACAUGCAUUUGAUGAAAUGAAAGAAUAAAUGAUCAUGUUGAAAUAUUUCUUUAUAGUAGAGGACUCAUAGAUACAUAAUCAUUUUUGUAAGGAAUAUUCAUUGUUUUGAACAGUGGUAAUUAAUUUAAACAAAAAUCAACUUAAAUCUUGUACCAUUUCUUGACAGUUCAAACAUAUUUGAUGUUCAAUUAAACAGUUUGUUGUACUACAUGAAAUCAUGUUUUGGUAUAUUGUGCUUGUGUAUCAAGUGACUGGGUCUGAAAGCAACUUGUCUGCUUUACAGUAUGGUCAGCAUGAAAAUGACACAACCUACAUUGGUUGUGUAGACAUA